Helianthus annuus (common sunflower) is the source of this 1384-nucleotide messenger RNA. Its product is annotated as GDSL esterase/lipase At1g28590. The coding region runs from base 3 to 1187 and encodes 394 amino acids. Gene Ontology annotation, molecular function: hydrolase activity, acting on ester bonds. The record is from RefSeq and is a predicted model, not a curated record. The transcript has 4 exons. NCBI's taxonomy places the organism in Eukaryota, Viridiplantae, Streptophyta, Magnoliopsida, Asterales, Asteraceae.
CAAUGGCCAUUUCCAUUUGCUUUGCAAUAUUGUUACUUAUGUCUAGGAUCUCGUAUGCUUAUGAGUGCAAUUAUACUUCCAUCAUCAGCUUUGGCAACUCACUAGCAGACACAGGCAACAUUAAAAAUCUAGUCGCUAUUCAUCACAGCGAGCCACCGCAUUUUUUAUUCCCACCUUAUGGAGAAACUUUCUUUCAUAAACCCACUGGUCGCUGCUCCAAUGGCCGCCUCAUUAUUGACUUCAUAGCUGAAGGUCUUGGAUUGCCAUUGAUACCACCGUAUGUGGGUGACAAGAGCAAUCUUAGAAAGAAAGAAGUACGACAAGGAGUGAACUACGCGGUGGCGGGUGCAACCGCCUUGAGUUCAUCUUUUCAUGAAGCAAGAGGAGUUUCAAAUCCAACUACCAAUGCAAGCUUACAAGUUCAACUCAAAUGGUUUAAACAAUUCAUAUGUCCCACUUCUUCAGGUACUUUAAUAGCCCAUAAUGAUUGUUCUUUACCUGAUUCAAUCUAUACUAAUUUUUCUCCGGUAGAUUGCCAACACUUGCUUCAACAUUCACUAAUUCUUAUGGGUGAGAUUGGUGGCAAUGACUACAAUCAUGAACUAAGAGCGGGUAAACCCAUCAAUGAAGUCAAGUCGUUUGUUCCUCUUGUUAUCAAAACUAUCAUUGCAGCAGUUAACGAAGUAAUUAAACUUGGUGCUAAAACCAUCAUUGUUCCUGGAAACUUUCCCAUCGGAUGCUCAUCAAGCUAUUUGGCGAUGUACAAUAACUCUGAUACCAAGAUGUAUGAUAACAAAACUGGUUGCAUCAUUUGGUUAAACAAAUUUGCAGAGUACCAUAAUCAACUACUCCAAAGGGAAUUAGAGAAAAUCCGAAAGUUUAAUUACCACCAUGUCAAUAUCAUUUAUGCUGAUUACUACAAUGCUGCCAUGCAGCUUUAUCGAUCCCCAAAAGAAUUUGGGUUUUUGAACGGAGCUUUGAAGGCAUGUUGUGGUGCAGGAGGACCAUAUAACUUCAACGAGACAGUUGAAUGUGGUGCUGCAUCAUCCACUACAUGUGCUGAUCCAGAUACAUACGUUAGCUGGGAUGGAGUACAUUUGACAGAGGCUGCAUAUAGAUUGAUUUAUAGGAGUUUAUUUAAAGGUUCAUACACCAUGCCUCGAUUCAACUCCUUGUGUAGAAGCUAAAGGCAUCUCGAUUUAUGCACCGUGAAUGUAGUACUAUAUAAAUUCAUAAACAUAAUAAAGCUAUCAAAUACAUAUGGAGCAAUGCAUAUACAAUAAGCAUGGUGUAUAUAUUAUGAGAUUCGUGUACGGAUUUAUAUUAUGCAUAUUUAAUGAUGGUUUUUGUAACACCACACCCGAAAAUAAUAUGAUGUUGCAUA